This is a messenger RNA of Rhizoctonia solani, 4575 nucleotides long. RefSeq names its product interferon-induced transmembrane domain-containing protein. The record is from RefSeq and is a predicted model, not a curated record. The coding region runs from base 1 to 4575 and encodes 1524 amino acids. Lineage: Eukaryota; Fungi; Basidiomycota; Agaricomycetes; Cantharellales; Ceratobasidiaceae. The transcript has 17 exons.
AUGAGUGUGACAUCAUUUCCCACAUCGUUUACAGAUGGUAAACGUAAGGUAUAUAUCGCGUCUACUAGCACCUUAUUCGUACCUCUAUUGACGUAUAAGCCGCAACGACAAAUAUGCACUUAUGGCCCGUUUGUUAGGCUGUACGUUCACCGAAUUCUGACCAGAGAGAAACAGGAUGAUCUGCUCAUGGGUAUGGAUAGUGUGCAGGAAUGCAUCAAUGGGCAGAGAGUGAGCAAAUUAAGAUCACUUCUAGAGAUCGAUGUUAUACUCAUCAACGGAACAGGCACCGGUGAGUAUGAUGCUGAUGUCGAAAACGGAUGUAUAUUGAGGGUGGACUACGUGACGUGCGGUAUCUUAGAAGCUGGUGCGUAUGGGGCUGGUGUUGAGGAUAAAUAUGCACUGACCACACACUGCGUGCUCUUCGGUAUGUUAGCGGGUGCGUAUGGGGCUGGUGUCGAGGAUGAAUGUGGACUGACCACACACUGCCUGCUGUUCGGUAUAUUAGCCGGUGCGUAUGGGGCUGGUGUCGAUGAUGGAUGUGCACUGACCACAUACUGCCUACUGUUCGGUAUAUUAGCCAGUGCGUAUGGGUCUGGUGUCGAUGAUGGAUAUGCACUGACAACACACCGCGUGCUGUUGGGUUUAUUAGCUGGUGCGUAUGGGGCUGGUGUCGAGGAUAGAUAUGCACUGACCACACACUGCGUGCUGUUCGGUAUAUUAGAAUGUGCGUACGGGGCUGGUGUCGAGGAUGAAUGUGCACUGACCACACACUGCGUGCUAUCCGGUAUAUUAGUGGGUGCGUAUGGAGCUGGUGUCGAGGAUGGAUGUGCACUGACCAUACACUGCGUGCUGUUCGGUAUGUCAGGAUGCGGUACGUAUGGGGCUGGUGUGGAAAAUGGAUAUACACUGACCACACACUACGUGCUGUUCGGUAUAUUAGCCGGUGCGUAUGGGGCUGGUGUCGAGGAUAGAUAUGCACUGACCACACACUGCGUGCUGUUCGGUAUAUCAGGAUGUGCGUAUGGGGCUGGUGUCGAGGAUAGAUAUGCACUGAUCACAUACUGCAUGCUCUUCGGUAUGUUAGCGGGUGCGUGUGGGGCUGGUGUCGAGGAUGGAUAUGCACUAACCACACACUGCCUGCUGUUUGGUAUGUUAGCUGGUGCGUAUGGGGCUGGUGUCGGGGAUAGAUAUGCACUGACCACACACUGCCUGCUGUUUGGUAUGUUAGCUGGUGCGUAUGGGGCUGGUGUCGAGGAUGGAUAUACGCUGACCACACAUUGCGCACUGUUCGGUAUGUCAGCGGGUGCGUAUGGGGCUAGUGUCGAGGAUGGAUAUGCACUGACCACACACUGCGUGCUGUUUGGUAUAUCAGGAUGUGCGUAUGGAGCUAGUGUCGAGAAUGAGAUUUUACUAAUGAUGAACUGCGCGCUGUUUGGUAUAUCAGUCAGUGCGUAUGGAGCUGGUGUUGAGGAUGGAUGUGCACUGACCACACACUGCGUACUCUUUGGUAUAUCAGUGGGUGCGUAUGGGGCUAGAGUUGAGGAUGGAUAUGCACUGACCACACACUGCCUGCUGUUCGGUUUAUUAGCCGGUGUGUAUGGGGCUAGUGUCGAGGAUGAGAUCUUACUAAUGAAGAACUGCGCGCUGUUUGGUAUAUCAGUCGGUGGGUAUGGGGCUUGUGUCGAGGAUAGAUAUGCACUGACCACACACUGCAUGCUCUUCGGUAUAUUAGCGGGUGCGUACGGGGCUGGUGUCGAGGAUGGAUGUGCACUGACCACACACUGCGUACUCUUUGGUAUACCAGUGGGUGCGUAUGGGGCUAGAGUUGAGGAUGGAUAUGCACUGACCACACACUGCCUGCUGUUUGGUGUGUCAGGAUGUGCGUAUGGGUCUGGUGUCGAGGAUAGAUAUGCACUGACUACACACUGCGUGCUCUUCGGUAUAUCAGUGGGUGUGUAUGGGGCUGGUGUCGAGAAAGGAUAUGCACUGACCACACACUGCCUGCUGUUCGUUAUGUUAGCGGGUGCGUAUGGGGCUGGUGUUGAGGAUGGAUAUACAUUGACCAGAUACCGCGUGCUCUUUGGUAUGUCAGGAUGUGCGUAUGGGGCUGGUGUCAAGGAUAGAUAUGCACUGAUCACAUACUGCGUGCUCUUCGGUAUGUUAGCGGGUGCGUGUGGGGCUGGUGUCAAGGAUGGAUAUACACUGACUAUACACUGCGUGCUGUUCGGUAUAUCAGUGGGUGCGUAUGGGGCUGGUGUCGAGGAUAGAUAUGCACUGACCACACACUGCGUGCUGUUCGGUAUGUCAGCGGGUGCGUAUGGGGCUGGUGUCAAGGAUGGAUAUGCACUGACUACACACUGCCUGCUGUUUGGUAUAUCAGUAUGUGCGUAUGGGGCUGGUGUCGAGGAUGGAUAUGCACUGACCACACACUGCGUGCUGUUUGGCAUAUCAGGAUGUGCGUAUGGGUCCGGUGUCGAGGAUAGAUAUGCACUGACUACACACUGCAUGCUCUUUGGUAUGUUAGCGGGUGCGUAUGGGGCUGGUGUCGAGGAUAGAUAUGCACUGACCACACACUGCUUGCUGUUCGGUAUAUCAGUUGGUGCGUAUGGGGCUGGUGUCGAGGAUGGAUAUGCACUGACCACACACUGCGUGCUCUUUGGUAUAUCAGGGUGUGCGUAUGGGGCUAGUGUCAAGGAUAGAUAUGCACUGACCACACACUGCGUGCUGUUCGGUAUAUCAGUAUGUGCGUAUGGGGCUGGUGUCGAGGUUGGAUAUGCACUGACCACCCACUGCCUGCUGUUCGAUAUAUCAGGAUGUGCGUAUGGGGCUGGUUUCGAGGAUGGAUAUGCACUGACCACAUACUGCGUGCUCUUCGGUAUGCUAGCCGGCGGUGCGUAUGGGGCUGGUGUCGAGGAUGGAUAUGCACUGACCACACACUGCGUGUUGUUCGGUAUGUUAGCGGGUGCGUAUGGGGUUCGUGUCGAUGAUGGAUAUGCACUGACCACACACUGCCUUCUGUUUGACGGUGCGUAUGGAGCUGAUGUGGAGGAUGAAUAUGCAUUGACCACAAACUGGGUGCUGUUUGGUAUGUUAGCGGGUGCGUACGGGGUUGGUGUCGAGGAAGGAUAUACACUGACCACACACUGCCUGCUGUUCGGGCCAAUUCUUCAAACUCAACUUGAGGCUGCAAAUUCCUCUAUGCAUGAGGCAAUUUUGGGUUGGUUAGCUACAGGUAUGAGUGAUGGAUGGAAGAACAUUAAACGGAACGCAUUAAUUGCGUCUAUGCUCUCUGUUGAUUACAAGACUUAUACUGUUCAAGUGCACAAUCUAUCAGCGCAACACAAGACAGCCAACAACCACUUGAAGCUGGUACUCAAUGAUAUAGACAGUGCUGAGAAGGAGCACAAUGUCCGUAUCAUUGCCUGGGUGUCUGAUGCGGGAGGCAACUCACGAGCCAUGCAAGUCCGACUCCAUUGCUUACGCCCUCAUAUUUUGGUUUUUGACUGUUGGGCACACCAGAUUAACCUUAUAGUUGGCGAUAUCAUGGGCCUAACCUCACGGCUUGUUGAUACAGCAGAUGCCGCAAUUGAUAUCAUUAAGUGGAUGCUCAAUCACUCUUAUUUACUUGGACUCUUCCAUCAGGAGCAGGCGCGGGAUGGCAGGAAGCCUUGUAGUCUCACUCUCCCUGUUCUCACUCAAUGGACUUCUCACUUCCUUUUGUUCCGCAGCCUACUGUCUGAGUCCCAAUCACUUUGUGCCAUUGCCGCACGUAACCCUGAGGAGUUUUGGGCAAGUGCGGGACGCUCCCCUGAGACAAUUGAGCAAGCCAACACUGUCUUGAAGAACAUUGAUGAUCCUGAAUUUUGGCAUAGAUUGGGCAAGCUCAAGCUAUACCUAGAGCCACUUGCAAUCGCUGCAAAUGUCUCUCAGGCCGCAACUACUAGGCUGGAUCAUAUUCUGGUCGAACUUGGGCGGUUGUAUUACACAUUUUUGCACCUUGGGUUCAAUCCAAAGCAACUAUUCAGCAAGAUGGGACACAUCCACACAAAACGGCGCAAUCAACUGGGAUACCAGAAGGUAUUUGACACUGCAGUUGUGCGUAUGGACCUCAAACGCAAGCACGCAGAUGAAGGACAGACGCGCUCAAGGCUGAAGCGUCAAUUUGGCUCUCCAGCCCUUGACUCAGUGAUUUCAAGGGCCAAUAACCAGCCCGACAAACUUGCAGAGUCAAUUGCUGACGUCGAUAUAACCGAGGAGGGUUUAGCCACCUCUAGUGUGCGCUCACUUGCAAUGCAACUUCGUCAAGAUGUACUCAAUGACAAAGACCCAUUAGACAAUGAGUUCAAAGACUCUUGCACAACAAACUCCACACCACCCACCAAUACGCUCCCGAAAAAGUCUCCCAUCUCACUACGUGAUCUAUUUGAUUACUCCCGUAGUACCGGGUCCAAAGCGCACGGACUGGAUGUUUUCAAGUCCAACGGAUUGGACAAUCUCAAAGCAGAGCUUGAGCUCUACGGGCUGGUCACUCGGGACGUGCAACAAACCCUACAAAUUGACGAUUCGGCCGCAUAA